AUGGACAAAUGGAAGAAGAAUGAAGUACACAGACAGACACAUACAUACACAUGCACACAGACAGAGACAUACACACCUGUAUAUAUAUAUAUAUAUAUAUACAUCCACAUGCACACAUACACACAUAGAUACAGACAUAAUCAGACAUACACACACAUGCACAUACAUACACAUGAACACAUGUGGCUACACACAUAUAUGCACAUAUAUCACAUACAUACGCAUGCAUCACAUACUCAAUGUAUACACGCAUUCACACGUAUAUCACAUACACACGUAUACACACUUACGCACAUACAUCACGUGCACACGUAUAUAAGUAUGCAAACAUGCAUACACACAUACACACUUAUAUACAUACACUACACGUACACGCGUAUACACAUACACAGACAUACACACAUGCAUACAAAUAUGCUUAAAUGCUAUGUUAUGCUAGAAAUAAUAGGAAAAUACUAUAGUAUUAUAAAUAUAAACGGUAUAAAUAAAUAA
This is a messenger RNA of Loa loa (African eye worm), 492 nucleotides long. RefSeq lists its product as hypothetical. Lineage: Eukaryota; Metazoa; Nematoda; Chromadorea; Rhabditida; Onchocercidae. The record is from RefSeq and is a predicted model, not a curated record. The coding region runs from base 1 to 492 and encodes 163 amino acids. The transcript has a single exon.